UCAUAAGAUGUCUAUUUGAUGAUUGUCAAUUUGAUAAUGACAUUGACACCUUUGACACGAUACUUCUGUCAAAUGUAUUUGUUUGGAUUUUGUAUUCCUGCUCUGCAUGGUUUUAGCAGCAUUUUCAGGAUAUUCCAGAACUACAAAUAACAAAGAGUACAUCUCUAGCGAGCGUAGGAAGAUCCAGCAUUACACAUUGUAGUACACGUUUUCACCAUGUCGCUCCGAGCACAAAUGGAGAAGAAGAAGGCACAAGAAGAAAUGCGUCGCCUCAUGGCAGAACGCAAGAAGAAGGAUGUGAAAACUACAAAGAUAGAUAAUCCGCUGGCCAAGUAUAACAACUUGGGCCAGCUCAUGUGCUUACUCUGCUCUUCUGUAGUCCGUUCUGAAGCAGUUUGGCCAGUGCACCUUAACAGUAAACAGCAUAGGGAAAACGUCGAAAAAGCUAAGGAGUUAAAGAAAAUCACUAACGAUUUUACAGACGCUAAAAAAGUUAAAAGGCUAGGUGUUCCACCAGCAGAUGCGCCACCGGAGAAAAAGUUGAAGAGCAUCCUGAAAAACGCUGGUGAUGUUAAACCCGUGCAGUUGCCGAAGAGUGAUGUGCCUAAUGUAAUCUCUUAUCAUAAUGAGGAGAUAAAAAGGGCACCUUUGAAUCUAGAUUUAGUGCAAUCAACACUGAAUGGAAGUGAUGAGAAUGCUGGAUCCAGUAGGAUAGACAAGGUAUCCAGUGGUAAAGAUAAAACUCCGCCAGUGCCAGAAGCGCCUAUACCAGAAGGCUUUUUUGAUGACCCCAUCUUGGAUGCCAAGGUGCGUAAUAUCGAGUACAAGGACCCUGUAGAAGAAGAAUGGGAAAAGUUUCAAAAAGAAAUAAAGGAACAAGCUACCGCGUCAGCUGAAAUUAUAGCUGGAGAACAAGAGGAAGCUACGGCGGAGAGACAGAUUGAUGAAAUUGAAGAACAGAUGAGAAAUUGGAACAGGGUCUUAGAACUAGAAUUGAAGAAAGAAGAAACAAAAAAGAACAAAUUAGACACUGAACAACAAAGUGAAAAUGAAGAAGAUUCAAAUGAUGAAGGCGAUAUUGAUGAAUUUUUGGACUGGCGAGCAAAAAAAGCAUAUAGUUAAUAAGAAUACAUUUAUAUUUUGA
Messenger RNA from Leguminivora glycinivorella, 1144 nucleotides. Its product is annotated as zinc finger protein 830. Lineage: Eukaryota; Metazoa; Arthropoda; Insecta; Lepidoptera; Tortricidae. Gene Ontology annotation, biological process: mitotic DNA replication checkpoint signaling; nuclear DNA replication; mitotic DNA damage checkpoint signaling. The transcript has 4 exons. Gene Ontology annotation, molecular function: nucleic acid binding; zinc ion binding. The record is from RefSeq and is a predicted model, not a curated record. The coding region runs from base 217 to 1122 and encodes 301 amino acids. Gene Ontology annotation, cellular component: nucleus; spliceosomal complex.